CCUUUUAUAUAUAUUAAAUUUCGAUCAGACUUUAAAUAAAUAGAAAAAGACAGUAAGAGUUUGUAGAAGCUCAUGGUUCCCACGUUUUUGACUCGGCCAUACAUCUCUUUCUUCUCUCCAUACUGAAUUUUGAACGAAAGUUUGUAAUCCUUCUUUCUUCUUCCUUCUAGACUCCUAGGUGAUAUGCUUGUUAAUCCAGUGGAAUUCUCAUUUCUUUCACUGAAUUUGUUGUAAAAAACCCAGGUUCUAGAAUAUGAAUUUAAAGAGGCCGUUUCCAGGAAUGUGGCGGUUUCCUACAAAUCCCGAGAUUUGUUGCAUCUACAGAGUCCCAGACUGUCCGCGUAGCGUAAAUCCAGAAGCAUAUACACCUCAAUUACUCCUCAUUGGACCUCUUAAUCAUUCUUUAAAAUCUCAAGCUUUCAAAUCUCCUGGAGAUGUCACAUAUACAAUGUCAACGGGAUACUUAAACAUGGAAGAGUGUAAGAAGAUUUACUUAGCGGAAUUCACACGAAGGGUUGUUGGAGGGGAAAAUACCAUUAAAGUAUUUAUGAGAAUGAUCGAAGAAGACGAAGAUAGAAUCAGGGAAAAUAUCCGUUUUUUUGGAGCAAAAACCGGAUACGGAUACGGAUAUCCGCGGAUAACGGAUAUAAAUCUCAGGCCUAGGGAAAGCUAUUCGGAAUCAAGUGCUUGGAUUGAAUCUCAAGAGUUCGUCAAAAUGAUCCUACACGAUUGUGUUUUUAUACUAGAGCUCAUUUUGAGGACUUUAGAAAGAGGACGGGAAAAAACAGGGGAUCCUAUCAUGGACAUGCCUUGUCUUGAAGUCAUAGUCAAGUCAGAUCUCAUGUUGCUCGAGAACCAACUUCCGUAUUUUAUCCUCGAGAAACUCUUCGAUCCAGUCGUCCCAAAAUUCCAGAAAUUAAUCAUCAAUUACUUCAACUUCGGAGGUAAAAUCGGAAACAAAUCCAAAUUUAGACAUUUCACUGAUCUGUUCAGGUGUGUGCGCGUUGAAACACUUCAAGGGCUUCCUCCAAGGAAAUUCAAGCUGAUAGAACAUAUGUAUAACGCGGUUAAGCUACAUAGCGGGGGAGUGAAAUUUGAAGCUGUAGAAAACGAGUACUCGUUGUAUGUGAGAUUCGAGAAUGGUUGUUUGAAGAUGCCUUGUUUCGUGGUUCAUGAUCAUGAAGAGAGGAUAUUGAGAAACAUAAUGGCGCUUGAAAAUUGCCAUUAUCCUUACGAAGCACAUGUUUGUACCUACAUGAUCUUCCUAGAUUACCUCAUUGACACGGAGAAAGACGUGGACAUGCUUGUCGAGAAAGGGAUAAUAAGAAACUGGAUUGGGCAACACAGUUUGGUAGCAGAGAUGGUGAACAAGCUUUGUGUGGGCAUCAUGGAUAAUGGCUCUUACUGUUCUGAUACAUCAGUCGAAGUCAACGCUUACUAUUCAAGCCCAUUCAAUAGGUCACGCGCUGUCCUGAAGCGUGUUUAUUUUGGUAACAUGUGGAUAGGGACAGCUACAGUCGCCGCCAUGCUUCUAUUGUUGAUGACUCUUGUCCAAACGGUGGCUUCAAUCAUUCAGGUGAAGCAGAAAUGAUUUUUAUACACGCCGCAACAUUUUUCUCCAGUUUGUUUACGAUUUUUUUUUUUUUCUUUUCGUGCAAAUUGUUUCCGAUUUUUAACUAAUCCUGCAGAUAAAAUUUGACUUUUUGUCUUGUCUUAUCUUUUCUGAUUUCCCAAAAUAAAAUAAAUAUAUUUUUGUCCUGAAAACAUUGUGAUUUUGAAGUUGUAUUAAUUUUUAUUCUGUUAGUUGAUUAUAUCUUGGG
Arabidopsis lyrata subsp. lyrata is the source of this 1820-nucleotide messenger RNA. Its product is annotated as UPF0481 protein At3g47200. Bases 254 to 1591 code for a protein of 445 amino acids. The transcript is spliced from 3 exons. The record is from RefSeq and is a predicted model, not a curated record. Lineage: Eukaryota; Viridiplantae; Streptophyta; Magnoliopsida; Brassicales; Brassicaceae.